Molecule: messenger RNA, 4390 nt
Organism: Schistosoma margrebowiei
Lineage: Eukaryota; Metazoa; Platyhelminthes; Trematoda; Strigeidida; Schistosomatidae
Source: the annotation of a GenBank genome assembly
GUAUUCUUAAAUUCAAGGACGCAGAUAAUCUAACUGCUCCUAACAUUCUCCCAACACACAAGGUAUUUUCAGGCUAGACGCAAACCUACCAAAAAUUGGACGUUACAACUGUAGCUCGCGUGAGGACUUCUCAAGUCUAAAAACCACUAGGCAACGUGGACUUACUUGAUGGCUUUGUGAAAUGCGUGUCACACGGCAUUUUCAUAUGGAUAUUAUUUCUUUUUCUGAUUUGUAAUGAUCAACAGAACUCCGAAAAUACUGGCUACUACUCAUAAAUGUGUAUUCAGAAGUACUUCAUUCUCCCAACUUUUAGCCAGUAAGUCAGUAUGCGGAGUGUUUUCCAGUACAUUUCAUAAUGUAAAUGGCAGGCAAAAAAUCCUUUACAAACCUGGUGAUUUACUUCAUUUUCACCCAACUGGAGCUUUAACUUUGAGAUUGCAACACUCUCAUGGUCCUUCAGAUAAUUUAUCAAAUCCAGCUUUGGAACAAAAAGCAAUUUUAUCUGACUGGACUAUUAUUAGACGACUUCUAAAAUAUGUUUGGCCACAGGAUAGGCCGGAAAUCCGUUUGCGUGUAGUCGCGGCUAUGUUGUUGUUAUUAUCUUCAAAAUUUGUUAAUGUUUUGGUCCCAUUCGUUUUCAAAUUUGCAGUUGACUGUUUGUCAGGAGAAACUCCACUACUAUUAGGUGAUACAAGUCCUAGUGUGGCAGCUACAACUAUUUUAAUUUCGUAUGGUUUGUUUAGAGCUACUGCUUCUGGUUUAAAUGAAUUACGUACUGCAGUUUUUGCUAAAGCUGCUCUUUCUUCAAUUCGAGAAGUCGGAGUUCAAGUAUUUCGACAUAUGCACAAUCUUGAUUUAAGUUAUCAUCUUGGAAGAAGAACUGGAGCAUUAGGUAAAGCAAUUGAUCGUGGCGCUAGGGGAAUAAAUUUUAUAUUGACUGCUAUGGUUUUCAAUUUAUUUCCUACUACAUUUGAAGUUGCUGUUGUAACAGGGAUUUUGUAUUAUAAAUAUGGAGUAGCGGCCAGUACAAUUGCACUAAGCUGCAUAGCUGCUUAUACAGCAUUCACAUUUGCUGUUACACGUUGGCGUACUCAAUUUCGUGUUCAAAUGAAUAAGGCAGAUGGACGAGCUGCAAGUCAAGCUACUGACUCACUUAUUAAUUAUGAAACUGUAAAAUACUUCAACAAUGAAGAGCGUGAAGCAGAACUUUAUGACAAACUUCAAGCUCAAUACGAAGAGGCCAGUAUUAGAACAACAACUAGUCUAGCUGUACUUAACUUCGGUCAGGCUGCUAUAUUCUCUGUUGGCUUAGCUGCUACAAUGAUAGCAGUUGCAAAUCAAGUUACUUCCGGUAUAACCGAUCCAGCAACAGCUGCUCAUGUUCUUGAAGCCACUGGGAUAAGUAGUUUAGCUAAAUCUUUGACUGUGGGAGAUCUUGUUCUCGUAAACGGAUUAUUAUUCCAAUUAUCGAUACCAUUGAAUUUUUUGGGUACGGUAUAUCGUGAAGUACGGCAAUCUUUAAUUGAUAUGUCAACUAUGUUUACACUAUUAGAACUUGCUCCAACAGUUCGUUCCUUACCGAAUGCACCAAAUAUACACAUUGAUCGUUCUAAUUCAUCUGUAGAAUUUCGUGAUGUAAAAUUCACUUACUACACUAAAGACCCUAAAGAUUCUUUAUUAAAACCUGGGAAAUUCAUAUGUGAUGGAUUAAGUUUUAAGGUUGAACCUGGUCAACGUGUAGCUAUUGUUGGUGAGAGUGGUACCGGAAAAUCUACAAUUGUUCGAUUAGUCUACCGAUUUUUUGAUGUAUCUAGUGGUAGUGUACUAGUCGGUGGUCAAGAUGUUCGGUCAGUGAAUUUGGAGAGUUUACGUCAUGCAAUUGCAGUGAUACCACAGGAUACGGUUUUGUUCCAUAAUACAAUAUUUUAUAAUCUCCAAUACGGUAACUUGAAAGCAACUCCGGAGGAAGUUUACGAAGCUGCUCGUUUAUCGAAUGUAGCCAAUGCAAUUGAACGUAUGCCACACGGAUACGAUACACAAGUCGGAGAACGUGGUUUGAAAUUGAGCGGUGGUGAAAAACAACGAAUAGCGAUUGCAAGGGCUCUACUGAAGAAAGCUCCAAUUUUAGUUUAUGACGAAGCAACGUCAUCGUUAGAUUCAAUCACUGAACAUGUAUGUUCUUACAUGUUCUCAAUAUUGAUAACAAUUUAUUUUUCAUUAUAAUCAAGGUCCCAACUAAGUGAAUGUUUAUAACUUCCAACUCAUGGAAAUGAGUUGUGGCUAUUAAUAAAUAUAUAAUGAGUGCCCCCAAAUGCCCAUGUACGGCCGAGAGCGGGCAGUCAGCUCUCCCUCCCGAAAUGCUCUGAUAUGACCACGUGCAUACAACAACUGCCAGGAAAGUCCUACUCACUGCCUUCUCGCGGUAUUACUGUUGUUUACGUAAAUUAGAGGACGAAAAGUGCAUGUCCGGCACUUCAGCCGGUUUGGUGGAUACGGAGGGUUCACCUAGGGGAGUUGGGAAAACUUGACUCCAAACCAGUGGUUCACAUGUGCUCAAGGAUCCUGAAGGAACAAAUACCGUAUGAAUCUCUUGUUGGCAAACGACUACCAUGGGACUGCAUCUCCUGACGUUGCUCCACUGCCUUGUGGAUUAGACUUUUAGGUCGAAGGCUCAGGGUGUGGCCCUCUAAGAAAAUCACCUGCUUCGGUUUGAGCACUCGUGCAGUACUCCAGUCCUCACACAGAUUGAAUGAUUUAUGUGCCGCAUAUCUAUUUGGUACCUCUUUGUACCAAUGUUUAUGUGUUUGAAUAAUUAAUGAGAAUUGCCGUUGUACACCAGAUUUUAUUUGUGACCAGACAAACCUCGUAACGGCUCUAGACGUAGAUCAGAUUACACAGAGUUACUCUAAUUUAUGUUGUAUACGUAUUAAGCUUGUAUGUUACAUCUGCACGAGUGCUCACUGGUCAUUAAAUUACGCAAACUUCUCGAAUUUCAAAUCAAUUACCAUGAAGAGUAAGUGGUGAUGCGAAGUUUGUACGAUUUGGUUAGCCUUACUUAUCGUCCCUUACUCAUAGAUGAAAUUCAUUCUCCAGCAUAUCGAUCUUCGAUAAGUACUCCUUAAGGAGUUGUGUAAAAAAGUUAAUUUCAAAACCGUGAAAAGGUGUUUGUUAGCUCUCAGUUUAUUCAAGUUAGUUUUGUAGGGGUUUUAAGUAUGGUGAUAUACUUCCCAGGUAUCACUAAUAAAUUAACUUAAAGUAAGACUUUUAGAAAAGUAAAACGAAAGACAGUUAUCAUGUCAACAAAUACAACCAUCUACGUGUUCAAACACACGGCAGAAGAGGCAAAUUGUUAAUUAGCCAGGCUAGCUCAUCAUAAUUUGUUUCGUUAUGACGGAAGUCAUCAUUUGAGAUAUGUCCAGUAGGAAACAUACUAAGAUAUUUUCCUCAUUAAAUUCGCUGAUAGUUUGUUAUUGAAAAUGCAUUUCGUCCUUGAAAUGAACCGAAGCUUAGUCGGAUGCAGAAAUCUUCACCCUGAUAUAAUAGGUCUUAAAAUUCAUCACCUUUCCAAUGUUGUCAGUCGAUCAACUUUUAUUUCUUCAAGAUAAAAUGCAUGGUAAAUCUCAGUUACGACACUAUUCCGAUUCAUCGUACACAGUCUAUAUGAGAUACCUUAAUGAUACGUGGCUAACAACAUUCCUGAUAAUAGUUUAUGAAUCACUGACACUUGGUGAAAGUCAAGUAAAUCAAUCCUAUAUAUACAUAUAUAUACUUUUUUUCUUUUUCUUACUAAAAUAUUAUAAACAAAUUAUGUAGACUAUUCUUCAACGAUUAGCAGAAGUUACACCUGGAAUUACAUCACUUGUAAUCGCUCAUCGUUUAAGCACAAUAAUUGAUGCUGAUGAAAUUUUAGUCUUACGAAAUGGUCGUGUAUCUGAACGUGGUACGCACUCCAGUUUACUAUCACAACCGGAUUCAUAUUAUAGACAACUUUGGGAUCAACAACGAAGUGGAAUAUUACCUACUAAUAUUACGAGUACUACCGAUAAUUGUAACAGCAAUGAUAAUCAUAAAAUAUCCAAUUCGGACAGUUAAGAUACAAACACCUAAGGCACUACGUAUAAAUAUGAUGGUUUGAGCUUUUCUUGAAUUUUGUCUUCUAUAAUAAUUUUCUCCAUGCCUACACUUGUUUGAUAGUUUCAGUUUUAUUAUUUUCUAUCCAUUUUACUAACUUAUUCGUACUUGAACAGAAUUAUUUUAUCUUAUGUUUUUCUGUUUAUGUUAGAUGAAUAGUUAACAAACUACGUAACGUAUUUGAUUUGUUUUCAUGGUUGUUUGUAUCACAGGAUAACUUUGUAAAGAAACAGACUGUAUAAUACAUUUUGUUACACGC